Messenger RNA from Durusdinium trenchii, 2740 nucleotides. The record is from the annotation of a GenBank genome assembly. NCBI's taxonomy places the organism in Eukaryota, Dinophyceae, Suessiales, Symbiodiniaceae.
AUGGACACAGCCAGCCGCUGCGGGUGCGUUGAAUGGGUGACCCAGGAGCGUUUGAACGCGGAGAUGCGAGCCAAUGCGACCAGCGCCGAGGCACCAUCGGACACACAAAAGGACCAGCGUAACGGCGCCGAGAAUAUCCGCAAGAAGUGGGAGCAGACAGUGGCACAAGACCUUCGACAGUGGGCUGCUCCAGGUUCCAGAGACGGUGAACUCGCAGGUUCCAAGUGGAUGCACACCUUCGAUCAUGGAAGGCUGACAGCCCAAGUCUCCUCCCUGGAGACGCAGCUGCAGGUGCACAGCCAGGACACCGGCACGAGCCAUGCCCGGCGUCCGAGCUGUCGCCGCCACGGAGAUCCGUCCGAAGAGGCCAACGGCCAACGGUUUCGCAACACCAACAGGCUGGACACUGGGGCCGUGGAGCGGCCGGACUCGACGUGUGAUUUCCUGAACCCGAAUGACAGAGUGGGGAGUUUCAGUUUGGAGUCCCUCCCUGAAGAGGAGCAGAGCAAGCGCGAGGUGCUGGCGAGGCAACUGGAGGAACGCAUGGAGACCUUGGGCGAGGCGCUGCCUUGCUGGAAGGUGACUGCAGCCCGCGUGGCCACAGGACUGAUGCGAGCAUCGUCCUGGGCCAAUCUGGACAAAAGUUCUUUGAGCCAUGCAAUGCUCCUCAUGGGUGGCGAGAGGCUGGUCUUGCGAGUCUUGCUGGUUGAACUGGCUGAGGACUGUUACAAUGUGCUGCUCUUCGACGGCAACGCUGUGGACGACAGGGUGAAACCCAAUGCAUCUAUCGUGAUUGCCGGCCUGGUGGUGCACUUGCCCACCGCGGGAGGCUAUGUGACUUCACCCAGGACGCCACCAGGGUUGAGGGUGUCCAGUAAAGAGCUGGGCUGGACGCAUGGAUAUUGGAUCACACUUUGGAGCCGCGAGGUGGCCCGGAUGGCGGUGCAAGUGGACGCCAACGAGAAGGAGAUGAAGCGCCUGCUGAAGGCACCGGGGAAGAUGGGGGACCAGUGGGGACCUACUGAUCCAGUGGACAUGAUCCGGAUGGAUCCUGCCGAGUGCAGCGAACUUGAGGAGAUCCAAGGUGUGGAGGUGGCCUUGGAACGCCGGGUGUCUUGGCCGAUCAGCGGAUGCUCCAAGACCAGGAUCAUUUGGCUCAAGGGCAGAGCCAAGAUCCAGGAUUCCUUUGUGGGGCUGAUGAUCUUGGAGGUGCCCAAUGUGACCUUGGUGGCGGAGGCAAGUCUGCCAUAUGACGACUACGUCUCAAUUCAAUCCUUGCAUGCGCGUGCGUGGAAGGCAAUCCUCCUCCCUGCCUUAACCAUUUGGGCGAUCGCUUGGGCUGGCGGACGGCCUUUGUUGAGGAAGACGUUGCCCUUUGGCACGGCGGUGUCUAUUUGCUUGCUUCUGCGCACGCUGGGAGAUUGCAUGGCAGCACCUUGGAACCGCUUCCAAGCAAGCACGGCCAUCGUGACCGUGGUCCUCCUCAUGGAACCAGGCAUCACCUUGGAGCGUUUGAUCCUGAAGUUUCUGCAGCGGCUGGCGGGCACCUGCUGCGGAUCACUUCUGGCCAUCCUGAUGGCCCUCUCCAUUGAGGUCAUGGGUAAGGAUCCGGUGCAGAUCUGCAGCUUUUGCUUCGCCGUCUUCACCAUCUUUGGCACCUUCCAAGUCCUUCGUGGCCACUUGUCCUUCAUGUUCUCGGCCAUGUGCAUCUCCUGUGCAGCGGUGAUGUUUGGCUUCAUGGUCUCUGGCUGGGUGCUGAUCCACGCGCAGGUGGUCUCGGUUUUGGUGGGCGAGAUCAUCUCCUUGGUGUGUUCCCUCUUCUUCGAGCUGGUGCUGGGCGAUCCCUCGGGCGGCCCAUGGUCCCUGGUCCACUUAGUGAAAUCCUGCAAGGAUAUUUUGGAUCAGACCCAUACCGCCGUCGAUUUAGUCUUCACCAAGCACACCUCCCUUCUGCUCUCCUCUACCGCCAGCCGAUCCGUGCAGUUCCGCCGAAGCGGCCGUGCGCGCACGCUCUCCGGCAGCCUGUUGGACCUGCUGACGCGCCGGGUGAGUCCCGCGUUGAGCGACGUGGUGGCGCGCUUGGGGAUUUUGGAAGAGGAGGAAGCCGGCCGGGCCCAACGGGCUCGAAGCUGCGUGGAAGAGAUUCAGGCCUUUGGGAUCUUCACCCAGUGCAUUCGAGAGAAGCCACGGGACUAUCAGCUCCUGCCUCAGCAGGUGCAUGGCUUGUUCCUCCAAGCCUGCGCUUUGGGCCACAUCUCUCCGCUGGCGCCGCGCGACUGGGAAACCAUCGGCCGCCACUUCCAGAGCGUGCGAGGCUUUAUGAGGGUGGCUUUGGAGAUGCUCAAAUACAUCUUAGACUUGGCGCUGAAUCCACUUGGUCGUGCGCCUUCAGCUGGGGAGUGUUCUGGCAAGCUGGAACGGCUUUGUGGCUCAUUGGAGGGCGCCCGCGAGGAGUUGUUGAAGGCUUGGGCCACCUCGAAGACCGCCGGCAGCGAGACCGCCGCGGCCGACGACGAGACCGCGACCGCCUCGUUGCACGCGACCGCCGCCCUGUGCACCUUGCACCCGACAGGUCAAGGCUUUGAUGGUUUGGUCGUGGAGAUGGCGAGUUUUGCCCUCUUUUACUUCCAAUGGCUCAAGGUCGAGGAAAAGGAGGCCGAAUUGCAGGAACGAUUGGCUUCGUUGCUGUCUUCGAGCCCCCUGUGCAUGCAAUGACGCUGCCGCAUGUACAUGCGGCAGC